GUAGGUCGCAGCAGGGCUGGAUUCUUUGUUUCUGGAAGUCUUGUCUCCGUCCAGAGCUUGGAUUACUUGGAGGUUGAACUUGAAUUCUACCGGGUUGUGCAGCUGGUGGGCAGGGGCUCGGAGCCUCUUGAUUCUGCACUGAGAAAUGCUGUCCUGCUGUCCCCCAGCGUGCUGUGCAGAGGGCCUGAGGAGGCAGGCGACACCUUUGUCCUGGCUCAGAUAGAUGGUGUUGAAACCGCAGGAGCUCGUCCCUGCCUGGGGCCGGUGACUCUGAGUUGGCUCAGCGUGCUUCGGAUGGGCUCCGCCCCCCCUCAUUUUGGCCUCUAGCCGGGGCUGGGAGGCUGCAGCUAGGCCUGGGAAGUAUGAUUGGCUCAGCCCAGAUCAUCAGUGCACACAGUCAGAAGCCAGGAACUAAAACAUUUCCAGAGUAGAAGAGGGGAGGUCUCCUGGGACUCAUUGCUUCAGAGAGAAGGUGCCAGGCUUGGGGACACCGGGAAGCCCUUGACUGAACGGUGGAAGCUCUGUCUGCAGCUGGGGUGGCCCCGGGGAGCCCGCUGUCUGGAGGAUGCUACAGCUGAGCCUGUCCUGGCUGGGUCUGGGGCCUGUGGCUGCCUCCCCAUGGCAGCUUCUGCUGCUGGGUGGGGCCUUGUUCCUGGCCCGAAUUCUGGCCUGGAUCUAUUCCUGGUAUGACAACUCCUGCCGGCUCCACUGCUUCCCUCAGCCCCCUUCACGGCACUGGUUUUGGCGUCACAUGGGCAUGAUCCAGAACAGCGAGGAAGGCCUGCAGCUGAUGACUGAAAUGGGCCACUACUUCCAUGAUGUCUACCUCUGCUGGUUUGGGGCUUUCUACCCCAUCCUGACACUCACCCACCCCAAGUUCAUUGCCCCCGUGCUCCAGGCUCCAGCUGCGGUGGCCCCUAAGGAGAUGAUUUUCUAUGGCUUCCUGAAGCCAUGGCUGGGGGAUGGGCUGUUGGUGAGUGCUGGUGAGAAAUGGAGUCACCAUCGUCAUCUGCUGACGCCUGCCUUCCACUUUGACAUCCUGAAGCCCUAUGUGAAGAUUUUUAACAAGAGCGUGAACAUCAUGCACGCCAAGUGGCGGCGCCUGACCACCAAGGGCAGUGCCCGUCUGGACAUGUUUGAGCACAUCAGCCUCAUGACGUUGGACAAUCUGCAGAAAUGUGUCUUCAGCUUCGACAGCAACUGUCAGGAGUCUCCGAGUGAAUACAUUGCUGCCAUUUUGGAGCUCAGCUCCCUCAUAGUGAAACGGCACCAUCGGGUUAUCCUGUAUAUGGACUUCCUGUACUACCUCACUCCUGAUGGGAGGCGCUUCCGCAAGGCCUGUGACAUGGUGCACAACUUCACAGAUGCUGUCAUUCAGGAGAGGCGUAGUAACCUUGCUAGCCAGGGUGUUGAUGACUUCCUCAAGGCCAAGACAAGGUCUAAGACUUUAGACUUCAUCGAUGUGCUCCUGCUGGCCAAGGACGAACAUGGAAAGGAGCUGUCAGAUGAGGACAUCCGGGCAGAGGCUGACACCUUCAUGUUUGGAGGCCAUGACACCACAGCCAGUGCGCUCUCCUGGAUCCUGUACAACCUGGCGAGACACCCGGAAUACCAGGAGCGCUGCCGGCAGGAGGUGCGGGAGCUGCUGAGGGACCGAGAGCCUGAGGAGAUUGAAUGGGACGAUCUGGCCCAGCUGCCCUUCCUGACCAUGUGCAUCAAGGAGAGUCUGCGGCUGCAUCCCCCGGUCACGGUGAUUUCCCGCUGCUGCACCCAGGACGUUGUGCUCCCAGAUGGCCGGGUCAUCCCUAAAGGGAACGACUGUAUCAUCAGCAUCUUUGGGGUUCAUCACAACCCUUCAGUCUGGCCAGACCCUGAGGUCUAUGACCCCUUCCGCUUUGAUCCAGAAAACCCUCAGAAGAGGUCACCUCUGGCUUUUAUUCCCUUCUCUGCCGGGCCCAGGAACUGCAUAGGACAGACUUUCGCCAUGAAUGAGAUGAAGGUGGCGCUGGCGCUCACCCUGCUGCGCUUCCGCGUCCUGCCGGACCACAAGGAGCCGCGCCGGAAGCCGGAGCUGAUCCUGCGCGCAGAGGGCGGGCUGUGGCUGCGGGUGGAGCCGCUGAGCAUAGGCGCUCAGUGACUGGGCCUGGAACUGCCCCACCCACCCUUCUCAGAGGAUCCCGAAUAAGGGGAGCCUCACCGAGAGCCAGUAGGGGGCGCUGCAGGACAGCAGAGAACCACCGGCGGCCUGGAUGAGACGAGGUGGGGCUGGUUUCCUCCUGGGUCAUCCACAGGACCUGUAGGCUGAUGGGAGUCGCACCCAAGCUCAAGCAUGGACUUAUUCUUUUGGAGAUGGGGAACCACAGAUGUUUACCUGCAGCUUUGAGGAUCUGUCACCUAAGCAUACUCGACAGUUUUCUUUUUUCUUUCGUUUUUGAGAUAGGGUCUCACGACGUAGCUUUUAGUAGCUUGGAGCCCACAGCACAGACCAGGCUGGCCUCAUUAUCCUCAGUGCUGUAAUUAGAAGAGUGGGUCACUGUGCCUGGCUUGUUACAUCCGAAGGGAUAUUUAUAGAAAUGAAGGACAGUUUCUCAGGAGAGACGCCUGGGAGCCCUUGAGAAUGAUGUUAAGUGAUGUUCAAGACUUGUGAUGUCCAAGGCCUCUAAGGCAACUUAAAUUUAAAGUGAAAUCACUCUA
Molecule: messenger RNA, 2694 nt
Organism: Peromyscus maniculatus bairdii (prairie deer mouse)
Lineage: Eukaryota; Metazoa; Chordata; Mammalia; Rodentia; Cricetidae
Product: cytochrome P450 4F6-like
Molecular function (GO): heme binding; oxidoreductase activity, acting on paired donors, with incorporation or reduction of molecular oxygen; monooxygenase activity
Source: RefSeq, a predicted model, not a curated record